ACGCUCGCUAUCCACCAGGAGGUUUUCGGGACAGGAGAAUCGGCGGGAGGUUCUAGAAGUUUCCAGUUAUAGUGGUGGGCGUUCGCUCGCCGUCGACGGUGAUGGCCGUCCUUGAGAGGUCGUCGUCCACCGCCGCGGUUGCCGUCGCGGCCCUGAUCGCGCUCGCGUCCGUGGCCGCCGUCGCCGGCGAGGUCUUCUUCCAGGAGAAGUUCGACGAUGGGUGGGAGGAUCGGUGGGUCAAGUCCGACUGGAAAAAGGAUGACAGCACGGCUGGCGAGUGGAACCACACGUCUGGUAAAUGGAAUGGAGACGCCGACGACAAAGGUAUCCAGACCUCUGAAGACUACAGGUUCUACGCCAUUUCAGCGCAGUACCCCGAGUUCAGCAACAAGGACAAGACCCUGGUGCUGCAGUUCUCGGUGAAGCACGAGCAGAAGCUCGACUGCGGUGGUGGCUAUGUGAAAUUGCUUGGUGGUGAUGUCGACCAGAAGAAGUUUGGUGGUGACACUCCAUACAGCAUCAUGUUUGGGCCGGAUAUCUGUGGGUAUGCCACCAAGAAGGUCCAUGCUAUCCUUACUAGGAACGGCAAGAACCAUUUGAUCAAGAAGGAGGUGCCAUGUGAGACCGAUCAGCUGACACAUGUUUAUACUCUGAUCAUCCGUCCUGAUGCCACAUACAGCAUUCUCAUUGAUAACGCUGAGAAGCAAUCCGGCAGCAUCUAUGAUGAUUGGGAUAUUCUUCCUCCCAAGCAGAUCAAAGAUCCUGAAGCCAAGAAGCCAGAAGACUGGGAUGACAAAGAAUACAUUCCGGAUCCUGAGGACAAGAAGCCAGAGGGUUAUGAUGAUAUUCCCAAGGAAAUUCCUGACCCUGAUGCAAAGAAGCCAGAGGACUGGGAUGAUGAGGAAGAUGGUGAAUGGACAGCCUCAACCAUUCCUAACCCUGAGUACAAAGGACCAUGGAAGCAAAAGAAAAUUAAGAACCCUGACUACAAGGGCAAGUGGAAGGCUCCUUUGAUUGACAACCCAGAUUACAAGGAUGAUCCUUACAUCUACGCUUUUGACAGUUUGAAGCACAUUGGCAUUGAGCUGUGGCAGGUUAAAUCAGGAACUUUGUUCGACAACAUUCUGAUCACUGAUGACCCUGAGUACGCGAAGAAGUUUGCGGAGGAGACCUGGGGCAAGCACAAAGAUGCUGAGAAGGCUGCCUUUGACGAGGUUGAGAAAAAGAGGCUUGAGGAGGAAUCUGCAAGCACUAAGGACGAAGACGAUGCGGAUGAGGAUGAGGAUGAAGCGGACGAUGACAAGGCUGACACCGCCGCUGAGGAGGCCAAGGACUCUGCUGAUGCGAAACCAGAGGACGGCAAGGUCGCUGCUGAUGAGAAGCGGACGGAGGACAGCAAGGAUGCUUCUGCUGAGGAGAAGAAACAUGACGAGCUCUAGAGUGUGCGGAUGAAGAGCAGAAGAGGCGAACACAGGCUCUCAAAUUCCCUGUUCCGGUCUCAGCUGGAGUUUUUACUGCCUUACUGGUAGUGGUAGGGUUACCAUCCGAAUAGAAGAAAGCCAUGCGUCUCGACAUGGCGAGGUAGUCCGUCCCUGUACAAUGCUAGAGAACGAAAGAAACAAAUUCGGCAAUGGCCAUUUUGGUGUCUUUUCCCUCCAUGUGAGGAGUAGGCAGACAUCGAGCAACAAAGUUUUCGUCAGUAUCGGAUAUCCUUUGCUCGUCCUCUUUAA
Messenger RNA from Setaria italica (foxtail millet), 1730 nucleotides. RefSeq names its product calreticulin. The record is from RefSeq and is a predicted model, not a curated record. Gene Ontology annotation, cellular component: endoplasmic reticulum membrane; endoplasmic reticulum. Gene Ontology annotation, molecular function: calcium ion binding. The coding region runs from base 102 to 1439 and encodes 445 amino acids. The transcript has 14 exons. Lineage: Eukaryota; Viridiplantae; Streptophyta; Magnoliopsida; Poales; Poaceae. Gene Ontology annotation, biological process: protein folding.